Molecule: messenger RNA, 897 nt
Organism: Setaria italica (foxtail millet)
Lineage: Eukaryota; Viridiplantae; Streptophyta; Magnoliopsida; Poales; Poaceae
Product: zinc finger BED domain-containing protein RICESLEEPER 2-like
Exons: 2
Coding region: 1-897 (298 amino acids)
Molecular function (GO): DNA binding; protein dimerization activity
Source: RefSeq, a predicted model, not a curated record
AUGAUUAUGGAGGCAGUAAAGUACAAGAUCGUCUUGAAGCGAUAUGCCCAAGCAAAUCAGCAACCAUUUCCAACUGAAGAUGAGUUUAGCAAAGUUGAGUAUAUUGGUGAGUUUCUUGGAGUUUUUGAAGAAACUACCAGGGCGUUCUCAGCUGAUAGAUACGCUACUUCCCACAUGUUCCUGGAUAAUGUGCUUUGUAUCCAUCAAACUCUAAAUAGUCCAGAAUGGUACAAGGAUGAGGUUAUCAUAGAUUUGGCAAAAGCAAUGGAGAGGAAAUUUGAUAAGUAUUGGAAUGGAAAUUACAAUAUGGUCCUUGUUAUUUGCAGCAUACUUGAUCCAAGAACAAAAGUUGACUUCUUAGACUUCUUUUAUGAGAAGGUGUGCAGGAACUUUAUUGACAUUGACUUGAGCAAAAAUCAGGCUAAAGAGUGGCUUCGCCUAUAUUUUAGGAAGUAUGAAGAGGUUAUUAGACAAAAUGAUACAAAUGUAGUAUCACAAACUGGUGCGUCCAGGAGCAUGGUGAACCGUUCUCCAGUGCUAGUUCUUGGAAAAAGAAGACUAGAACAAGAAUUUGCUGAAUAUAGGCAUCAGAGGAGAGGGACUUGGAUUGAAAAAUCAGAACUUGAUGCAUAUCUAGAUGAACCACCAGUGAGAACAGAUGAAAAUUUUGAAAUUCUAACUUGGUGGAAGACAAACUCCAACAAGUACCCUAUGCUGUCAGCGAUGGCACGCGAUUUCUUAGCAAUUCUACUCAGCACCGUUUCUUCUGAAUCAGCAUUCAGCUUGAGUGGUCGGAUUCUUAGUGACAAUCGAAGCUCAAUGACACCAGAAACUCUUGAAGCUUUGGUCUGUUGCAAAGAUUGGCUGUACAAGUAUCCCACCAAUGAAGCCACCUGA